AUGUCAGACGCCGGAGAGAAUAACACUACACCGCCAGUUCCCGGCCCCAAGACUGGCUAUUAUGGCCCUCAAGAACCUCCCGCGCUGAUCUGGCUGGAAAAUACGUAUUUCGCCGGUAACAUCAUGGGCGGUAUCUGUUAUGGUAGGCUUUUCAGGUGUUCGUUGUCGAUCCACACUAACCGACGCCCUUUUCCGCUUAGGCAUGACCAUUGUCCUUUUCUUCCAAUGUGUCUUUGCGAUUGUCAACUCUCCCAACAAGGAAAAGAGAAAACCAAUGCUUCUCUAUGUCAUCUUCAUGUUCUCCCUCGGCACCAUCUACACCGUAUUGUGGAAAUAUGGAAAGAACUCUAUUUUGUGUAG
This is a messenger RNA of Marasmius oreades (fairy-ring Marasmius), 360 nucleotides long. RefSeq lists its product as uncharacterized. Lineage: Eukaryota; Fungi; Basidiomycota; Agaricomycetes; Agaricales; Marasmiaceae. The coding region runs from base 1 to 360 and encodes 119 amino acids. The transcript has a single exon. The record is from RefSeq and is a predicted model, not a curated record.